GAGGCCUGCCAAGGGAGUGGUGCUGCUGGCGGUGGCCGUGGGCAUCUUUGCCGCCGUGGGCUACUUCGCGUACCAGCGCAAGGGGGCCGACAAGGUGCGGCGCCGCAGUUCCGCAAGGCAAGUGCCGGUGGGUCAGCCGACAGGCGUGGAGAUGCAUACCGGCUUUGCGCAGCCGCAGCCGGUGGCCACCGCGGUGGCCGCGCCAGCGCCACAGGUCUUCCAGGUGCAAUGCCCCGAGGGCUGCGGCCCCGGCUCUCCGAUUUUGGUGACCGCCCCCAGCGGACAACAAGUGAACGUGCAAGUGCCUGACGGGGUGAUGCCUGGCCAGAUGUUCCAAGUGCAGGCAUGAGCUGUACUUCGCUGAAAUGGAUGAGAUUGAAGCAAGUAUGCCCCGCUCACCGCCACUGGAUUGAAUCGGCAGG
Messenger RNA from Effrenium voratum, 422 nucleotides. The record is from the annotation of a GenBank genome assembly. Lineage: Eukaryota; Dinophyceae; Suessiales; Symbiodiniaceae.